AUGCCAUUCCGAGUCUUUGAAAUAGCCGACCAGGGAGCCUGUUUUGUCAUAUCAAUUAUCUGCGCCCUGUGCUGUGUUACGGCAAUUGUGCUUCGCUUCGUGGCAACUCAUCGAUCCAACCGCAAGGCUGCUGUAGAAGACUGGCUUGCCCUGGCUGCGGUCCUGAGCUUCGAAAAGGUUAUGAAGAUGAUAUUUCCCGCUACUAUCUUCGCCAUGCUGGAUCAGACCUUUGCCAAGCUAAGCAUAUGCGCUAUUUACCGUCGAACUUUCGGCGUGAACCAGGUGUACAGACGCUGGAUAUACUUCCUCGCUGCAGCUCAGUGUGCGACCUGGUUUACUUUGCUGUGCAUCCAAUUUCUUCAAUGCCAACCUCUCCACAAAUACUGGAACUGGCUGGCUCCCGGACGAUGUAUGCCUUGGACAAAUAUUCUUCUGGCUACCGAGCCUCCCAACUCACUCGUCGAUCUGGGGCUUGUAGCGCUCGCCAUGGCAAUGAUUCGGCCCCUGCAAUUGAAGUCAAGCGCUAAGUGGAAGCUACGUUUCCUUUUCGGCCUUGGGAGCCUUGCUGGAAUUUUUGGGUUCAUCAAGAUCGGCCUCGCCUAUAAUCCUGAUCCAAUCUACCUGACUGCCUCCCUUCUGAUAUGGGAGAAGGCCGCUUCAGCACUGGGUAUUACACAGGCAGUACCAGAUGCCUUGUCACUAGUGACGCUGGACGUGGUGUACCUCAUAUCGACAAAAACCACCCAAUGGGCUCAAUUCAGGUCGACAGACGUGUAG
Diaporthe amygdali is the source of this 777-nucleotide messenger RNA. RefSeq lists its product as uncharacterized. NCBI's taxonomy places the organism in Eukaryota, Fungi, Ascomycota, Sordariomycetes, Diaporthales, Diaporthaceae. Bases 1 to 777 code for a protein of 258 amino acids. The transcript is spliced from 6 exons. The record is from RefSeq and is a predicted model, not a curated record.